Messenger RNA from Anisakis simplex (herring worm), 666 nucleotides. NCBI's taxonomy places the organism in Eukaryota, Metazoa, Nematoda, Chromadorea, Rhabditida, Anisakidae. The record is from the annotation of a GenBank genome assembly.
GCGAAAAAGUCGGCGGCGAUUGGAGCGGUGGCUCAAUUGGCGUAUUUUCUACGAGAGAAUAGCGACGAGGGACGUGCGGCGGUGGUGAAUCUGAUGGGGUUGUUGGUGUCGAAUCGAGAUUUCGUGGCUGGUUUGUGGGAGUAUACCGUGGGACUGAGGGCUAAGGUGGCGUUCGGUACACCGAAAACGCUGAUUUCGGUGCUGGAGAAGAGGUUUAUUUGGUUUUUUGCGGUAUUUUGGGAGUUUUCCAGACGAGUUUCUGAGGAGGUAAGAGGUGGGGACGUUUCGCCAAAUAUUUUGGCGAAAGAUUUGACUCUGGGAUUGAUAGAUAUAGCGUAUCCGGUGGUGAAUUACGGCGCGAUGAGCGGGGGUGGUAUUGGGUUUAUUGGAGGGGGCGGGGCGAAGGCGAUGACCAGUGAGGAGAGGGAGAAGAAUGCCAAGUGGGCGGAGCUUUUUAGGAAUGUGGCAUCGAUAACGAAGGUGUUAUACGAACGUGACAGCCGUCUGCACUUUAUGCCGAAUGGCUUCUGGUCGAAUCAUAACCGGCAGGUGGUGAUUAAUACGGUGGGUAUUUUUUGUAUUAUUGUUAUUGUUUUUAUUAUUUAUUAUUAUUAUUUAUUAAUAUUUAUUAUUGUUAUUUAUUAUUAUUAUGUAUUAUUAUUGUGA